AUGUUAUUUUGGACAUUAAGGCGUCUUUUUGCAGAUUUUGUUCUCAGUCAUCAUGACACAAAACGGAGCUCCUUCAUUCACAAUAAGCCACAAGAAGAUGCCUUCAAAUUGGUGGCUGUUGAGUUUGGAUUCAUGUAUGAUGUGCUCUACACUAAGGCAACCACAAUUUAUUCCAGAUUAGGAAUCUUUCUUCGUUGCUUCUGCUUCUUCUCCCAUGUUUCUGUAUCAUUUGUCUUCUUAUUUGCUGUCGAUAAGCAUGCCUAUUCACCAAUUGACAUCUCCAUAACUUAUGUACUCCUGCUUGGUGCUGUUUUUCUGGACCUUUAUGCAUUCAUCGUGCUUCUGUUAUCUGACAGGACAAAACUUUGGUUGACCGAGCAUAAUUUUAAUUGCAAUGGUUUACUUUUUAACAACAGGAAGAGGUGGUCAGAGUCAAUGGGUCAGUUCAACCUAUUAAGUUUGUGUCUAAAAGACAUCUCAUCCAAAACUGUUAGAGCUUGCAAGUUAUUUGGCAUCAAUGAAAUAUUACAGAAAUACCAGUAUUUGACUUGGGAGGAUGUGAAUGUCGACCUACAAGAAAUGAUUUUUGAGAAGGUCCGAGAGAAUAGUAAGAAAAUUGAAGGUGGUCUUUUUAAUAUCAAGCUAUGCAAAGAAUUGUUGGCUCAGAGAGGUGAUUAUGCGCUUCGCCAAAACUCUUGUUUUAAUGAAUUUGGCUGGAGUACAAUUGAGGUAGAAUUUGAUCAUAGCAUUCUUCUUUGGCACAUUGCUACCGAUAUUCUUUAUUAUGUUGACUAUGGUGACAAUACAGAUGAUAAUAGAAUUCCGAUAGGUUGUAAAAUAAGCAAGCGGUUAUCAGAUUAUAUGUUGUAUCUUUUAGUCAUAUGUCCAACCAUGUUACCUAAAGGGAUUGGUGAGAUAAGGUAUAGGGAAACUUGUGGAGGGGCCAAGAGAUUUUUCAGAAGAAAAAGGAAGCGGCAAAGUAUUUUAAGAAAUGAGGCCUGCCAAAUGUUGCUUGAAGUGAAUACUGAUGGUUCACUACUGGAAGAUAGUAAGGAGCAUAUUAAGGGGGGUCGAAGUCUAUCUGUGCUAUUUUACGGGUGCAAACUAGCCAAGCAAUUGCAGAAAUUGAAGUCCGGACAAUAUGGUUGGAGUCAUGAACAAGUUUGGAAGAUGGUAAGUGAAGUAUGGAUAGAAAUGUUGGCAUAUUCUGCAAGUCAUGGUGGGUGGAAAGAGCAUGGGCAACAACUUAUUAAAGGCGGAGAGUUGGUCACUCAUGUACGUCUUCUAAUGGCACAUUUUGGCUUAAGUGAUCAAUAUCAAAUCCCGAAGGAAAGCGUGAGGAGGAAGCCGCUCGGACCGUUGCGCAGAGCGUUGCUCUUACUUGUUGAUGCUUGA
This is a messenger RNA of Pistacia vera, 1395 nucleotides long. RefSeq lists its product as uncharacterized. The record is from RefSeq and is a predicted model, not a curated record. The transcript has a single exon. Lineage: Eukaryota; Viridiplantae; Streptophyta; Magnoliopsida; Sapindales; Anacardiaceae. The coding region runs from base 1 to 1395 and encodes 464 amino acids.